Cinara cedri is the source of this 3739-nucleotide messenger RNA. The record is from the annotation of a GenBank genome assembly. Lineage: Eukaryota; Metazoa; Arthropoda; Insecta; Hemiptera; Aphididae.
AUGUCUAUGCUCAUAGAUAGCUAUUGGGACGCCUGGAUGUUGAGUACCAAAGAAUUUCUGAAAAAGUGUAUAUUGUAAGUGUUUUAAAACCAAAUAUUAUGUUAGUGUAGGUACAUCAUAUAGGUAUAUUAUCUACUUAAAAAAUAGUAGAUUAGUAGGUUUUGGAGUCCUAUCCUUGCUACCACUAUCCUAAUCCAUCGGUAUCUAUCUUCUUUUAUCUUUCUAAUACUUAUUUAAUUUUUAGUACCGUCUCUGUAAACAUGACCAAACCUAACCUUUCCCUUAUGCUAUAUAAGUGUAUAUUGGGGUUUUCCAUUGUUUUUUUUGUAAAUAAUUAUUAUGUCUUUUUUUCCCAUUUCUAUAUUAUAAACUAGACUAAAAAUUGUUCUUAGUAAUUUCCAUUUUGUUUUAUUAAGUUGUCUGUGUCUUAAAACUAUGUGUGAUAACUGGUCCCAAGUAACUUACAUAUAAUAUUAUUUUUGAUUCUCUGAAUAAUAAUUUAGAUUUGAAUAGUUCGAAUAGACUAUAGUCUAUUAUAGUAUAGUAUAAUAUCAUUAAUAAAUUUUGUCCUUUUAUUUCUUGAUAUACCUACGCUAAUUCAUUUCGAUGUUAUUAUAUACUGGUGAAUAUUUCUAUGACUUUCAAAUGUUUAUAUGCUACUUGCAAGUUUGUUUUGUCUUUUAUCUUUAUGUACACAGUAUGUCCGAAAUUUUUCUGAAUAAAAUUUUUGUAAUAAAUAUAUAAACCGUUUUCGAUUGUACAACUAUUGCAUCAAAUUGACCAUAGUACAAAGUCUAAUAAGUAUGUGUACAAAAUACCAAAAUGUUUGGUUUCUUCAGUCUUGAGUUGUAUUUGGUUCAGCAUAGUGUGUUCAUAUUACCUUGGAAGAGUUUGUAAAAUGGAACAAAGAAGAAGUUGAAUACAAUUUUGUGUUUCUUUUGUAAAUCUUUUGUAGAAACUUAUUCUAUGACAGUGGUUUUCAAACUGGGUGCCGAGCAUUAACUAGGUAUGUCUCAGUUUUCAGAAAUUUGUUUUCUUUAAGUUGUGACCAAUCAGCAGUUACAAUGAUCUGCUCGUUAAAUAUGAAUUUGUAACUAUUUUGAUUAUGAUUCAUUAAUUUUGUUAUUAGUUCUAAUUAUGUGCAAAAACAUAUUAAACAAAGCCAAAAAAAAAAAAUCAUAGUGUGCCGUGAAAAUUUUUUGAAAGUGCAAAGUGUAUGAAGGUCAAAAAAAGUUUGAAAACCACUGUUCUAUGAUAUAGCAUUGGCGAUGAAGCUACAUCUUGUACUACUACAUACACAUGAUGGAAGUGAUUUAAAGAUGAUUGAGAGUCGUUGGUUGACGACAAACAAAGUGGGAAACCAUCAACCGCUGUUUACAACGGAAAUGUGUAUAUUACUACUUAAACAACUUUAUCUUACCCUUUGGAUCAUAGCACAAAAGCUUAACCUUACAAUGCAUAUUUUUUUUUUUUAGUCUAGUACUUUUUUUUGAUAGUUUUUAAUUUGGGGAAAAUAAAAAUAAAUUCUUAAAAGAAUCAAUGUUGAAUCAUAAAGUUAAAAAAGUUGAUUAUUGAUCUAGAAAAACAUUAUGCAUUUAGAACUACAAAAAACACAAUAAAUGUAUAGAUAAAAAUAUGUUUGCAUUGUUUAUUAAUUUAAAACUAAUAACAGUAUACAAAUAACAGAAUUAUUUAAAAGUUUGAUACCAAGUACUUGAAUUCAAAACUAAAUUAAAAAGUUUGGAGUUUCUAGAAAAUUGUAUAAUAUUUGUAUGUAAUUUGUAACUAAUAUCCAAUCAUUCUUUUUUUUUUUUAUUCUGUUUAGUAAAAAAAUAGCUCUGGUAUCAAAGGUGUCAUAGUAUCAAACUUGGUUUUAGAUUCAGAGCGUAGCAAAAGAAAUUUAUUAAUUUUAGUAUGAUGUAUUUUUUGUAUUUUUUUCUGUCUGUGAACAACUUUUAAACUAGCUUCUACUUUGCUCCAUAGUAUAGUCUAUAGCAUUUUUCCUAAAACGUUAUUUUCUCUAGUUGGUGCAUUGGGAAGGUCAUUUUUCGUUUUUUCAGUGAAUUUGAAAUAAUUGGAAAAACCCAAAAGAAAAUUCUAGGUAUUACAGCAAAUUACUAGACAAAUUUACAAAAUAUAGUCAUUUUAAUUUUGCGAGUUUUUAAUGUAGUUUUUAUUUGUUACAUACUGUAUAGAUAAAUUGUUAGACUUGACAGAAAUGCUUGAAAAUUUGAUAGGAGGUUUAUUAUAAAUCAUACUUCAUGGUAAUAAAAAAAAAUUUAUUUAUUUAAAAUAUUUUUCCACUACUGUUGAAAUAUUAGAAAUAUUUGAAUGUUUGGCCCAGUUAACUGACUGUUAUAAUACGUAGUAAAAACAACUCUUAAAACUAUUUAUAAUUUAUGAUAACUACAAUGAUUUUCUACCAAUAUUUUCUUCAAUUAACUAUGUAAGUUAAUCAAAUUUAUGUGUCCUGUAUUACUGGCUGUUGUGUCAAGUGAUAAUGAUUGUACGCGAUUUGUUAUGCUUCAAUAAUGAUUUAAUAAUAGCAUUUGACAUUGCUUCCCCAGUUCCAGAUUCAAGCUUUGGAACAUUGAGAAGCUUACUUACUCUGUCUCCAGAUGGAUUAAAAGAUGCGUUUAUGUUCUCGACAACUUAUUGUCUAAAAUAACUAUUUCUUCGAAUAGUUAAACAAUUUAUAGUGAUGUUGUUUGCAUUACAGCCAAGACUUUGGACUCUGGCCAUGAAAAUAUGAACAGCUUUUUGAUCAUUUGAGUACGAUCUAAUGUCGUUAAAAUUUCAGAACUCAUAAUAGUUUGUCUUCCCCAUUUUCUAAAAAUCAAAGUAGAUGUGGUUUCUAAUGAAAAUCCAACUUGUUCUUUACUAGAAGUCCCAGGAGAAAAUAAAUCAAGGAGCUGAUAGUUCAUCUUGCCCUUUUUUACAUAUUUUUUUUAUAAUUUUGAAACACAAUUUCACGUUGAUUUUUCCAUAUUUAUUGUGUUUCAAGUUUUCUAUCUAUUCCAAUCAUACACAUUUUUCUACCUUUCUCGUGUUAUGUUAAUAAGAAUUUUUUGUCUUCAUCAAGGUACCUGUCCUCUUGACAGGUAUUUUUACAAUUUUUUCACAAAGCCAAAAUUAAUUUAAAUAUAACGACUUGAUGCACAGCCUCAUAUUACGCUUUUUGACUAUUACCUAAACACUGAUUACAGUUUUAUCUAAAUAUUAUAUAAAUUCUUCUAUUAAAGUAAAACAGUCAAUCCAAUGUAAUUUAUAACAAUAUACAUUAUUUUAGGGAAUUAAAUUUUAAUUAAAAUAUUUUACUAAGAUAUUUCAUAUUUAUUUUAUAUGACUAUAAUAUUAUAUUUUAACAAUAAUUUAUGUUAGUUGGAAAAGUGCUAAAAAUUAUGCAACCAGACCUGGAAUUAAACCCAUAUGUCACUUGUUGGACAAUUGUUUUAGUACUAAGCUACUCAUUAACUCUUCACUCACUUAAUGUUAUUUUUAUCUUUUAGCAACAUGCCUAUGUCCUCAUGUGACAAGACAAUUGAUGUGCUUGCAAUCAAUCGCCAACAAGUUGGAAAAAGUAAGACAAAUAAUUCAAACAUUUUACAUCUUAUAAUAUUUUGAAAACCUUUAAAUACUUCCAAAUUAUAUUAUUGUUUUAGUAAUAGAAGUUAAAUUCUAUAGUAUUGUAAAUUUCACCUGGUACUUUUGUCACAAACACUGUUAUUGGGUUCUAUGA